AUGGCCCCUUCGGCGUCACACCUCGUCGACGAGCUCCUGGAGGAGAUCUUCCUCCGACUGCCCACCCCGGCCGCGCUCGCACGCGCCUCAACCACCUCCCCCCGCUUCCGCCGCAUCAUCACCGACCGCUCCUUCCUCCGCCGCUUCCGCAAACUCCACCCGCCGCCGCUCCUCGGGUUCGCCGACGAACGUGCAGGCUUCCACCCCGCCGAGGCGCCCCAUUCCUCCGCGCCGCUCGCCCGUGCCCUCGCCGACACCGCUGAUUUCACCUACUCCUUCGUCCCCAAGCCCAGUAAUGACCACUCCUGGCGUCCCUGCAACGUCCGCGACGGCCGCGUCCUCCUCGAGAGCAGCCGAUACGGGACCUUCAGAGAGCUCGCGGUGUGCGAUCCGUUGUCACGGCGCUACGUGCUGCUUCCGCCCAUGCCCGAGCACAUGUCAGUCCAGGAACAGCGCCCUUGGGAAUUCAGGUCCAUCCUGGCUCCCAUUGCCGAGGAGGAUGAGGAUGAGACGUCGUUCAAGGUGAUAUGCUUUGCGGACUAUGAAACCAAGCUGGAUGUGUUUGUCUUCUCUUCAGUCACACGCCAGUGGUGCAUUGCUGCAUCUCCCAGCUGGAUUUCUUUGGGCGCGGACCGCCCAUGGGGGCUGCGCGUGGUGUUUGGGGAAUCCCGUGGCUUCUCCUGUUUUGACUAUGUACGUGGCUGCUUCUACUCGGCGUCGCCAUGGAAAGACAGGUUGCUCGUGCUGGACACGCGGACAAUGGAGAUUUCCACUGUCAAUGAUCGCACUGGCUACCAUAUGCAGCUCAGAUGGCUCCCUGGCCAGGCAGAAGGAGUUUCUGCCAGAGACAAUGGGCUGGGCAGACUCCGCCCUGCUCAAGUAAGAAGUCUGCCUGCCAUUGUAGUGGGUAGAGAAGGAGCACUUGAGAUGUUUUCUCUUGUCGGGGAUCACAGUCCAAAUGGAUCGUUUCAUCUCUAUCACACAGCUCAGGAUACUAACAGUGAAUCUCCCAAGGAAUGGCAGCUGGAGAACAUUAUACAGUUGCCUGGCCAGUAUGAUUAUUUCACCUUGGGCGCGACUGAGGGAUUCUUAUUCCUUGGAGCCACUUCAGAAGACCAGUUGGAUAUUGAUGAAGACUCACCAGUGUGGUUGUCGAAGACUGACUGGGAUGUAGAUUAUUUUUCGCUGGAUGUCAAGACUUCUGAACUUGCAAAGGUUUGUAGGAGGAGGAGGGAAUUCUUCCACUAUGAAGAUGUUUACUGGUACUUUGGCUUCCCUCCAUCUUUGUCAAAACCAAGUAUAUGA
Molecule: messenger RNA, 1305 nt
Organism: Triticum turgidum subsp. durum (durum wheat)
Lineage: Eukaryota; Viridiplantae; Streptophyta; Magnoliopsida; Poales; Poaceae
Source: the annotation of a GenBank genome assembly